Molecule: messenger RNA, 2343 nt
Organism: Batrachochytrium dendrobatidis JAM81
Lineage: Eukaryota; Fungi; Chytridiomycota; Chytridiomycetes; Rhizophydiales
Exons: 12
Coding region: 1-2343 (780 amino acids)
Biological process (GO): axonemal dynein complex assembly; cilium-dependent cell motility; regulation of cilium movement
Cellular component (GO): axoneme; axonemal dynein complex
Source: RefSeq, a predicted model, not a curated record
AUGCAAGAUAAUUCUCCCCCAGUAGAUAUCACGCUUUUGCCAAACAUGGACACACCACCCAGCUUAUCUGUAUCUGAAAACGUGGCUAGUGGAAAUGGUCUUAAAAAUAGUAAUAGCGACGGGUUAAUGCAAACCACUAUACCAAAUGGAGGGAAUACUAGCGCACAACCAGCCAAUGACGGAGGUCGCGAAGCACGUAUUGCAAUUCGUAAAAGUCGUAUCGAAAUGAACAGACUAGCAAAAGCCAAACCCUCUGAAAAAGCUGAUGCCAAUAUUCUAUCUCGCCGUGUCAAAAAAGUCGAGCCUGAACAGAAAGAAGCGGGAAAAGCCAAGGCUCAGAUCAGUACCAGUCAAAAACGUAUAGAGGCAGUAAAGACCAAUGGUAAUGAAUUGGUGACGAAUGUAAGGGUUGGAGUAACUGCCCGAGAAAGUAUACGUCGACAAGAAGAGGUUCGCAAAACAGAGGUGUGGAAAAAAAAGCGGAAUGAUGAGCAAUCGCAUUCAAUAUCCAUGUAUGAGCAAAUUUCAAGUGAAUGGGACAAAGUUUCCAAACUUGGAGGACCAUACGAGCUGAAUGAGAUGCUUGGAAAACAAAAAGAAGCAUGCCUGGCUUUGAUUGCAAUCAAAAACAAGCUUAUUGCUGAAUACGUUGCUGAAUUAAAGUCAAAAGAUGACGAGUAUGUCAAGGAAUUAAAAAGACAAGCAGAAGAAAUUGGCAAGUACAAUGAAUUUUUAGAUAAAUUGCUAGAUCGAAUGGAAAGCCAAUUCAAAGCAUUUCAAAGUACGCUAGUUGAAGAGAUUGAACAUAUCGAAAAAGCAUUUGUGGAGGAGCGCACAGAACUGAUUGAAGCAAACGUACGCGACAUUAGUCAAUUGUUCGAGACUCGUCGACAGAAUGAAGGAAAAUUUAUGGAGGAGCGUGCAAAUCGUAUUGAAGAUCAUAUAAAGCAACUAGAAGUGCAUCGCAUUUAUGAUGCUGAAGAAUACAACACUGUUAAAAUCAAACUGGAAACGGAUGUGCAAGUACUUGAACAGCAGCUUCAGCAAAUGCGAGCAACGUACCAACUAAACACAGAGAAAUUAGAAUACAAUUUUCAAGUAUUGAAAAAGCGAGAAGAGGAAAAUGGGACAAUUCUUGGUGCUCAAAAGCGGAAAAUCAACCGAUUGACUGAUCACCUUAAUGUGUUAAAGACCAAGGCAGCUAAACAAGAGCGAGUAUUUCAGCAAGAAAAUGUUUCAUUGACAGAUGACCAUCGUCAUCUUACUGAGCAAUUCAAGGAGCUACAAAAGAAAUUUAGGCAUUUCCAGAUGGCAGAUAGCAAAAAAUACAAGGAUAUUUGGAAAAUGAACGAGGAAGAAGCUCGUGAGUUAAUGCGCAAGGUUUUGCAGGCAGAUCGGAUCAUCAAUGAACAGCAGCUCGGAAUGAAGUGGAUGCCUCCACAAGAAGAUCUGUUUCGCAAUAUUGAUCCCUCAUUCUUUCGCGAUCUUGUGGAAGAUGAAACAAAAAGUAUUUUGGAUGCUCAAACUGCCUUUGAACAAAGCAUGGAUGCUAGACUGGCUGGACUAAAUAUUGAAGGUGACUCGGAUAAAAAGGAAUCACUUGCUGCAAAGUUUCAAGAUCAAAAGGGUCAUUCUAAAACAAUGAAAAAAACGCUGGAGCUAUUAUGCAACGAAACAGGGUUUUUAGUGGAGGAAAAGUUGCAAAAGCUGCUGGCGCCAUUGCAUAAGGAUGAGCAAUCUUUGAUGAAGCUAGAUUCAAUUUUUAAAGCUCUCGGGGUAGAAACUGUCGAGGACAUUGAGCGACUAACCACAUACUUUAUUUCCGAGACUAAUCAUACAUCUUUGAAACAAUCUGAAAGUCACUCAAACUUUUCUGAAGAAGCUUUAGUAACAAUUCACCCGAAUGAUGUGGUUCGUGUUAUUCGUAGCUUUGUUGAACAUAAUCGCGAAGAAUUGCGUGAUGGUCCACGCAACGCAGCAUAUAGCACACCUUCUCGCAACGAUAGUAUCGAAAAAGACUUAAAUGGUGUUGCUCGAAUACAACAAACCCCAAAUGAAAAAACUCGCGACAUUCAAAAAGAUUACUGGCAGCGCAUGGGCAAUGUCAUUGACGAGAAAGGUUAUCGCACAUGGAUGGCAGUAUACCUGGCUAUGCAAAAAUACAACAAGGUGCUCACACAUAGAUUCCAACUAUAUCAAGAAAUUCAUUCCAUACAGCAUCAAAAUGAGGAGUUGAAAACAUUACUGCGACAAUAUAUGAGCGCCCGUGUUAAUGAUGAAUUACAGGUUCCACCGACUCAAAUUAUGCUUGCACAGGCAGGAAUGCUUCAGCAAGGUCACUGA